CAGAGAGGCCAGUUACAUUCUGUGGCUUCCAGAGGGAACAAGCCUCCAGAGGAGUACAGUUAUUCCAUUUUUCUUGCGACCCAGGUAUCACUACUGAGGCUGCAAUGGCGUGGUGGAAGGCCUGGAGUGAAGAAGAGGGCAAGUCUGUGGCAGGUACUUUACGGUUUGAUGCUGCACCUGAUGCCCAGAUUCUGUACAAGGCCAUGAAAGGGCUUGGGACUGAUGAACAAGCUAUAAUUGAUGUCCUAACCAAGAGGAGCAAUAUACAGCGUCAAGAGAUUGCCAAAUCCUUCAAAGCACAGUUUGGAAAGGAUCUGAUUGAAAGUCUGAAGUCUGAACUGAGUGGCAAUUUUGAGAGGCUCAUUGUAGCUCUCAUGUACCCCCCAUUCAAGUAUGAUGCCAAGGAGCUGUAUGAUGCCAUGAAGGGUGUGGGAACCAGUGAAGGUGUUAUCAUAGAGAUCUUGGCAUCUCGGACUAAAGCACAGAUCAAAGAGAUAAUCAAGGCUUACAAAGAAGCAUACGGUUCUGAUCUGGAAGAAGAUAUAAAAUCGGAAACAAGUGGCUACUUAGAACAGAUUCUGGUUUGCCUUCUUCAGGGUGAGAGAGACAAUGCCACUCUCUAUGUGGACACAGCCCUGGCUCUCCAGGAUGCAGAGACUCUCUAUGCUGCUGGAGAGAAGAUACGGGGCACUGAUGAGAUACAGUUCAUCACCAUCUUGUGCAAAAGGAGUGCCACACACUUACUGAAAGUGUUUGAAGAAUACCAGAAACUGGCUGGUAAGAGCAUAGAAGACUCUAUCAAGAGUGAAACUCGUGGUUCACUUGAGGAUGCCAUGCUGGCUAUUGUGAAAUGCACCAGGAACAUCCGUUGCUACUUUGCAGAGAGGCUGUACCAUGCUUUAAAGGGGGCUGGCACAGAUGAUGGAACUCUUAUAAGGGUGAUUGUUUCUCGAAGUGAAGUUGACCUGAAUCUUAUAAAGCCUGAAUUCAAACGUAUUGCAGGAAAGUCUCUCUCCAGUAUGAUUUUGGAUGACACCAGUGGCGAUUACAAGACAGCCCUGAUGAAUCUCUGUGGCAGUGACUGACAAACUUUAGGAGGAAGAUGUUGAAAAGGAUAUAGAGAAAAUUAACAGCGAACAAGGGUCUUGAAAAUAUACAUGUAGAAAAUAUUUCCAUUGAUCCAAGUGGGGAGAAAAAGAAGAUCAAAUUAAUAGUCAAGAUUUCCAAAGCUCUCUGAAGGUUGUGGAUGCUCAUUAUACAUUAAAUGCUAUCGACUUCCCCAACAGUUUUUCAAACACAAGGGGGAACGUUAAUUUUUUUGUUUCCAUUUUCUUCAUUGUAAUUUCCCUUCUAUUUUAAUU
Neopelma chrysocephalum (saffron-crested tyrant-manakin) is the source of this 1361-nucleotide messenger RNA. It is a transcript of the gene ANXA8L1, whose product is annotated as annexin A8 like 1. The record is from RefSeq and is a predicted model, not a curated record. Bases 105 to 1085 code for a protein of 326 amino acids. NCBI's taxonomy places the organism in Eukaryota, Metazoa, Chordata, Aves, Passeriformes, Pipridae. Gene Ontology annotation, molecular function: calcium-dependent phospholipid binding; calcium ion binding. Gene Ontology annotation, cellular component: cytoplasm. The transcript is spliced from 13 exons. Gene Ontology annotation, biological process: endosomal transport; negative regulation of serine-type endopeptidase activity; endosome organization.